AUUUUGGCAAUUUAUACAGGAGGAACAAUUGGUAUGAAAAAGAGUAGUGAGGGUUAUCAACCAGUUAAGGGAUAUUUGAGAAAGAAACUUGCUCAAUUAUCUCAAUUUAACGAUGAAAGACAUAGAAAAUUAUAUUUGACAUUGGCAGCUCUUUAUCAAUUAUUAGAAUUUGACCCAAUUUUGGAUAGUAGUGAUAUGGGUUAUAAGGAUUGGGUUAAAAUUGCACAAUGCGUUUAUGAUCAUUACAAUAAUUAUGACAGUUUUAUUAUUUUGCAUGGUACUGAUACUAUGUGUUAUACUGCGAGUGCUUUGAGUUUCAUGUUUAGAAAUUUGGCUAAACCAGUUAUUCUUACUGGUUCACAAAUUCCAAUUUCUCAAACAAGAAAUGAUGGUUUUGAUAAUUUAUUGGGUUCUAUUACUGUUGCCUCAAGAGUUUACAUUCCAGAAGUUUGUGUAUUUUUCCAUAACAAGUUAUUUAGAGGAAAUAGAUGUACUAAAAUGGAUGCAGGUGAUUUGAGUGCAUUUGAUUCUCCAAAUGUUCCACCAUUAGUUAAAUUGGGUAUUGAUAUGGAAGUUAAUUGGUCUUUAAUUAGACCACCUCCUGCUCAGAAUCAAGAAUUCAAAAUGGUCCCAAUUACAAACAGUAAUGUCGGUAUUUUAAGGAUUUUCCCAGGUAUUAGCCCAACAUUGAUGUCCAACUUUUUCUUGCCUCCAAUGGAAGGAGUAGUAAUGCUAUCUUAUGGUGUUGGUAAUGUGCCUUCAUCUAGAUCUGACUUUUUACAAGCUAUUAAGGAAGCAACGAAUAGAGGAAUUGUAGUUGUAAAUUGUACUCAAUGUUUUAAGGGAGCUGUAUCUGCAUCUUAUAAAACAGGAUCAGUACUUUAUGAAAUUGGAGUUGCGAGUGGAUCAGAUAUGACACCUGAGGCAUCAGUCACAAAAUUGAUGUAUUUAUUGAGUUGCGAUUAUGAAAUUGAGGAAGUAAAGAGAUUGCUCACUGUUGAUCUGAGAGGAGAGCUUAAUAAG
Molecule: messenger RNA, 1023 nt
Organism: Naegleria gruberi
Lineage: Eukaryota; Heterolobosea; Eutetramitea; Acrasida; Naegleriidae
Exons: 9
Biological process (GO): amino acid metabolic process
Molecular function (GO): asparaginase activity
Source: RefSeq, a predicted model, not a curated record